Messenger RNA from Chenopodium quinoa (quinoa), 2735 nucleotides. Its product is annotated as butyrate--CoA ligase AAE11, peroxisomal-like. NCBI's taxonomy places the organism in Eukaryota, Viridiplantae, Streptophyta, Magnoliopsida, Caryophyllales, Amaranthaceae. The record is from RefSeq and is a predicted model, not a curated record. The transcript has 2 exons. Bases 895 to 2649 code for a protein of 584 amino acids.
GGGAAGGGGAAGGGUAGCUUUUUGCGGUUGCUGGGGAAGAGGAGGGGUGGUUUCGUGGUGGGGGAAGGGGAGGCAGGGGUCUUCGAUGGUUGGGCUGGGGUUAGGGGCUGCCGGAGAUGGCGUGCAGGUGGUGCAAUAGUGGUGUACAUUGGGAGGAGAGAGAGGGAAAAAAACCAACAAUAAUUUAAAGCAAUCAUAUAGCGACACAUAUCAUGGUUAACCCGUUUAACAGGUUACCAACUGGUUAUGUCUUGUUUAAAAUUAACAAGAUCCAAAGGUUUGUAAUAUUCAUGUAUAAUCUAAAGGUUAUACUCCCUCCGUCUCUUAUUUUUUGCCCCAUUGCAAUUUUAUGGGUCAAACUUAUAAAACUUUGACCAUAAAUUCUCGAUAAUCUAUAAGCGAUAAUAUAUUCAUGUGAGGUCUUGUUAGAAUCAUCUUAUUGUAUAUUUUAUUUAUAUCAAACUUUUAUAAUUUUUAUGCGUAUAGAAAUUAAGAUAUAUACGUUUGAACACACGUCUUAAAAACCGUAAAAAGUCAAAUAGGGCAAAAAAUAAGGGACAUAGGGAGUAUUAUUAAGAAGAACGGGCUAAAGUUUAUAUUAUUUUAACAACUUUUCCAAUAAAUAAUGCAAAAAGUCGCAAGGGAGGCACUUUAAUAAUAAAAUGGGCCUAUUCAAUAACUUUCCAUUGCUCUCAUUACAAGAGUUAAAAAAAAAAGUCAAUAGGAGAAAACGUGGAAAUAAAAAACCCAAGCGGUCCUGAAUACUUCCGUUUGCUACAAGUGACCUAUAAAUCAUGUCACCCCCCAAUUUCACCAUUUAUAUGUGCAUUGCAUCACACCAAUUAAAGUGUCAAAACAUUUAUUAAUUUUGCGUCCUUUGAUUAGCUACAAAUCAUGAACAAGUACAUGAAUAAGUACGAGGCAAACUAUGCAGCUCUUACUCCAGUCACAUUCUUGAAAAGAGCUGCUAAAUUUUAUGCUAACCGUACCUCCAUCAUAUACGGUGGUGCUCGGUUUACUUGGCGGCAGACCUACGAUCGCUGUCGACGCCUCGCUUCGUCCCUCCAAUCCCUUGGCAUUGCCAAAAAUGACGUGGUAUCAGUAUUGGCCCCAAAUAUACCAGCAUUGUACGAGAUGCACUUUGCAGUGCCAAUGGCAGGAGCUGUGCUCAACUCCAUCAAUACUCGGCUUGACGCCAAUACUCUCAAGUCUAUACUCGACCACUCGGAAGCUAAGAUCCUUUUUGUGGACUACGAGUACAUCCCUCUUGCUUACGAGGCGCUUCGUCUCUUAAACAAUGAUCCAAAACGUUCAACAUCGAAACCCUCUAUUGUUAUCAUCACAGAGAUGGAUUCUCCUACAAAUAAACAUGGAAAACACGAAAGCGAAAACUUUGAAACUAUGGCAAGUGUGAAUGCUCACCAAAACAAAAAGUGUGACAAUGAAUUGGAAUAUAAAGACUUGAUUGCCAUGGGAAAUGUAGAUUUCGUACCAAUAAAGAUCGACGAUGAGUGGGAUCCCAUUGCUCUUAACUACACAUCCGGUACGACGUCUUCUCCUAAAGGAGUGGUAUAUAGUUAUCGAGGAGCCUACCUAAGUACCUUGAGUAUGAUCUUAGGUUGGGAGAUGGCAACCGAACCCGUGUACUUAUGGUCCUUACCGAUGUUUCAUUGUAACGGAUGGACCUUUGCUUGGGGAGUUGCUGCUCGAGGCGGGACUAAUGUUUGUAUACGCAAUACAACCGCAUCUAUAAUUUACAAAAGCAUAGCACUCCAUGGAGUCACUCACAUGUGUUGUGCACCGAUUGUGUUGGACAUCAUUCGAGAAGCCAAGCCAAACGAGCUCGUGCGACUAACCUCCCAAGUCCAAGUACUCACUGGUGGAUCACCUCCUCCACCAGGACUACUUAACGAGAUGGAGAAACUCGGGUUUCAUAUCGUACACGGUUAUGGACUAACCGAGUCAGUAGGCCCUGCACUAGUGUGCGAGUGGCAAAAGGAGUGGGAUGGUCUUUCACAAGAGGAACAAGCACAAUUGAAGGCGCGUCAAGGGAUUAGUCCACUAAGCAUAGCAGACGUCGAUGUUAAAGAUACGGUAACAAUGCAAAGUGUGCCUAACGAUGGGAAGACGACAGGGGAGAUUGUGAUACGUGGUAGUGGCAUAAUGAAAGGAUACUUCAAGAACGAAAAGGCCACCUCAGAAGCAUUUGCUAACGGGUGGUUCCAUACCGGCGAUGUAGGUGUUAUACACCCGGACGGGUAUAUAGAAUUAAAGGAUAGGUUAAAAGAUGUGAUCAUAUCCGGUGGUGAGAAUAUUAAUAGUGUACACGUUGAAGGGGUGAUUUAUCGACACCAAACGGUGUCGGAGGUGGCUGUGGUGGCGAUGCCACACCCGCGAUGGGGUGAAAGCCCUUGUGCAUUUGUUGUGAGAAGUGGUAAAGAUGGAAGUGUAACGGAACAAGAUAUGAUAACGUAUUGUAGAAAUAAUCUUCCUCAUUAUAUGGUGCCUAAAAAGGUAUGUUUCGUGAAAGAGCUUCCAAAGACUUCUACAGGAAAAGUUCAAAAGGGAAUAUUACGUGCUAUGGCAAAGAAGUUUGAUGUGCAAAACGAUCUUCUAUUGAGCCCAAAUAUUGUGGCCUCACGUUUAUAGUGUUUGUUAUUGUCUUAUAUUAUUGUUGACUAGAUUUUAAACUGGUUCAACUUACACACGAUUUUAAUUUGAUUUUGUACUAAAUU